AUGGAUCCUUCUUACACUAGUUGGGUCUUCCAUGGUGAAAGUUAUACCCCACAAUUUCAAGAAGAAGGUAGAUCAGGAGGAGUUCAAGUAGAUGAUGAUAAAACUAGAGAGGAAUAUCACUUAUAUAGGAAUGUCUUUGUGCCGGAAGAAGAGGUUGGACACACUAUAUCUGAGGCAAAGGAUUAUGAAUUUGCUGAUUUAUUAGAAGAUGCAGAAACUCCUCUCUUCCCUGGUUGCACAACUUACACAAAGCUGUCAGCAGUCGUCACAUUAUACAAUUACAAGUCUACUAAUGGUCACACUGACAACAGUUUCAAUGAGCUCCUUAAGAUCUUAGGUGGCAUGCUUCCAGAAAAAAACACACUUCCAGAAACUGUUUAUUUAAUGAGAAAGAUGUUGAAACCAUUUGAUUUAGAAUAUGAGAAGAUUCAUGCUUGCCCAAAUGAUUGUUGUCUAUUUAGAAAGGAGUUUAAAGAUUUGGACUCAUGUCCAAAGUGUGGUUCCUCAAGAUGGAAGGUGGACAAAAUAACCUCCAAAGUUCGUAAAGGAGUUCCUGAAAAGGUACUACGGUAUUUUCCCGUAAUACCAAGAUUAAAAAGGAUGUUUACAUUAGAAGAAAAGGCUGAAGACUUGAUUUGGCAUUCCAACAACAAAAGUCAAGAUCAUAUGAUGCGUCAUCCAGUUGAUUCAGUAGCUUGGGAUACAAUAAAUCAUAAGUGGCCAACUUUUGCAUCAGAUCCUAGAAAUCUCCGACUUGGUCUUGCUACAGAUGGAUUCAAUCCUUUUGGUGACCUUAGUUCCAAAUAUAGUUGUUGGCCAAUAAUUUUGGUAAAUUACAACCUUUCUCCAUUGAUGUGCAUGGCGAAGGAAAAUCUUAUGCUAACAUUAUUGAUUCCAGGCCCAAAACAACCUGGAAAUGAUAUAGAUGUCUACUUGGAACCCCUUGUGGAGGAUUUGAAAGAGUUGUGGGACACAGGUGUAGAGGCUUAUGAUGCAUUUAGCAAAUCAAUGUUUAAUCUGAAGGCUAUUUUGAUGUGGACGAUCAAUGAUUUUCCUGCUUACGGAAAUCUAGCUGGAUGUACCACAAAAGGAAAAGUUGGUUGCCCUAUAUGUGGUGAAGACAUAUGUUCAAUGUGGCUUAAGUACAGUAGAAAGUUUGCAUACAUGGGUCAUAGGAGAUUUCUUGCUGCUGAUCAUCCAUUUCGUCAGAAAAAGAAGUGGUUUAAUGGAAAAAAAGAGAGAAAAGGGAAACCUAGACCUUUGACUGGGCUACAAAUUCUUAAUGCAGUGAAAGAUAUUGAAAAUGAUUGGGGUAAAAAACAAAAGGGUCAGACUAUCAAUACAUUUCAGAAAAAGAGGAAGACGCCGGAUAAUUCAAAAAGGGGGCUUCUGUUACGUCACAACUUAGAUGUGAUGCAUGUUGAAAAGAAUGUUUGUGAGAAUAUCAUAGGCACAUUGUUAAACGUGAAGAAAAAAUCCAAAGAUGGUGUUAAUGCUCGCAAAGAUUUGAUGCACUUAAAAAUUAGAGAAGAAUUGCAUCCUCAACAAAAAGGGGAAAACAUGUAUCACUUGCCUGCUGCACCUUACACAUUGUCUAAAAAAGAAAUAGAUGUAUUUUGCUCUAGGUUGAAGAAAAUAAAGCUACCCGAUGGUUAUAGCUCAAAUAUUGGUAAUUAUGUUUCUUUAGAAGACCGUAAACUUAUUGGACUGAAAUCUCAUGAUUGUCAUGUUCUAAUGCAACAAUUGCUAUCAGUUGCAUUGAGAAAUCUUUUAUUGAAAGGUCCACGCAAUGCUCUAUUUUUGCUGUGUGCAUUUUACAAUGAAUUAUGUCAAAGAGUGUUAGAUAGAAACCGUUUAGAACAACUCGAGGAGAAUAUUGUGGAAACUCUAUGCAUGUUGGAAAGAUUUAUGAAAAUACUUAAAGGUUAUGUGAAGAAUCGAGCAAGGCCAGAGGGUUGUAUAGCUGAGUGUUACCUCGCAGAAGAAAGAAUGCGAUUUUGUAGUGCUUACUAG
Molecule: messenger RNA, 2013 nt
Organism: Zingiber officinale
Lineage: Eukaryota; Viridiplantae; Streptophyta; Magnoliopsida; Zingiberales; Zingiberaceae
Exons: 3
Coding region: 1-2013 (670 amino acids)
Source: RefSeq, a predicted model, not a curated record